This is a messenger RNA of Leptopilina heterotoma, 3081 nucleotides long. RefSeq lists its product as uncharacterized. Bases 888 to 2414 code for a protein of 508 amino acids. Lineage: Eukaryota; Metazoa; Arthropoda; Insecta; Hymenoptera; Figitidae. The transcript is spliced from 2 exons. The record is from RefSeq and is a predicted model, not a curated record.
CUACAAAUUAAAAGUGAAAGUGAGACAAUAUGACGGUGAGCACACAGACAAGUGGAUCUAUGUGUCAGUGGCCAAGGAGGUGGCGUCAAUUCUCGGAAGUGGUCGCGACUUGAACUAACGAAAUUUAAUUCUCAAUCUCAAAUUACUCCACUGACAUAAUUUCCUCGCAAAAUUAUUGCAAAAACGGAGAGAGACGCGUCUCAGUGAGUGAAAUUCCUCUAUCAUCCCUCCAAAUAUGAACCCGAAAUAUUUAAUUCUCUCAAAAUGAGAAGUCAAUACCAAACCGUUCAUAACCCCUUUUUAAUGUUUAAACAUUUUUUUCAAUAAUUAUUUAUAAAAAUUUCGCAAAAUUUCCGAGAGCAGCGCGGGUCAAUAAUAUUUUUCUAUAUUUUCCAAAAAAUCCUGACUGAAAAUAUUUUUUUCUUUUUAAAUGAGAUGUCGAUCACGAUACGUCUAGCCAUUUUCCACAGUCGAGGUGAAUUUUUCAUUUUUUCCUGCUACUUUUACUGAAACAAAUCUAUUAUUUUUUUGGGUUUUUAUUUACAUUUUAAUUUUAAUAAAAUUCAUGAAAUUAAACAAGUAAAAAUGAAGGUUAUGUUCUCCGUGAGAAGAACAGGCCUCGUGACAGCUGUGCCACACUGUUGCCGUAUCAUGAAAACUUGCGCACAAUUACGAAAUUUGCACUCAAAUCUUAAGCAACACGUGUCGAUUCCACAAAACCAUAAAGAGGAUUUAAAUAAUCUGCAUUCUGGAGAUUCUCAGGAAAAGUAACCAGGAAAACUGUUUUAUGAUCUUAUUUACCAUCAACUACAAUAAUAAACAGUAACUCUCUGCUUAUGCUUACUAGCAUCCUUUGCAUUUCCUUUAAACAAUCUCCCUUGAAUUGAAUGCACAAAGCGGAUCCCGGGGACAUUCCAGUUUCGUCUUCCUCAGCUUCUUCAUUGGAUCCCUCAAUCGGGAAUUUAACAUCUAUACAUAAUCUUGGCAUCUCCACUCCCGAAGAUCAACUCUUACAAUCUCAGCCGCAGACCAACAAGAGGAGCGUCCAGCAUGCCAGCUGGUCCGAUAAGUCGAUGAAUGACUCCUUCUCGAUCUCUCGUAAACGCGUCCGUGAAUCAAGGUCUCAACCGAGCCCUAGGGGUGAGUCGACAUCUAAAGUUCCAUACUCCAAGAAUUCUUCCCUUAAUAAAACUUUUUCACGUCAAUCAUCUCCAACAAUCCUACCAAACAUCAAUAACAAUUUAGAAUGGCAAUCCUCUUUUAUUAUUUCCAAGUCAAAUCUAAGAUACUCUCAAACUAUGAAUCAACCGUUCAUAGUAAUUCUCCAGUUUGAUUCAAAUCGAGAUCCAUCCGUAAAUAUUGGUCGCUAUAACCCAAUUGCUCUUGCAAAGAAGAUCAGAGCGAUUACCCCAGGCCCCCUAACGAUUUCCGCUAAUGGCCAGAACAGCACCAAAAUAAUCUGCGCAAACUAUUCCGACGCAAACAAAAUACUGGAUCACUACAAUAACAAUAACCAAUCCUACCUUGCUUUUCCUCCGAUUUCUUUAUUCUAUAAAAAGGGAUUCAUCAGGAACAUUGACACAAAAAUUGCGCUACCGGAACUAUUCGAAAAUAUGGAUGCUCUAUCCAAACCCACUAUCCUGUCUCUUAAAAGACGAGUAAAUUCAGGAAACGUACUCACAGACAUAGUCGAGAUUACCUUCAACUCUUCAACCAUUCCACGAUUUAUUAACUCAUUCAAUUAUCUUUUUUCCGUUACGCCCAUGAUUCCCCCUCCAAAAAGGUGUCAUUAUUGCCAACGUUUUCGUCACACGGCUGAUCAGUGCCGUUCUGCCCACCCUAUAUGUGAGUUCUGCUCCCAACACCAUAUCACUCUUAAAUGCACCAAUCGUCUACUUCAGCCCAAAUGCAACAACUGUCGUGAUGUUCACAUGGCCUCUUCACACGAUUGUCCACGUUAUAAAUACGAAUUUGAAUUGUCAAAAGUGUGUUACAUCCAAAACCUGGGCCACUUGGAGGGCUCUGAUGUUCUGAAUGCUAGAGGUAUUCUUCCUCCAAACUCUCCAAGAUCAAUGAACUCUUCAACAUCAUCGAAAUCUUCUCCAUCUCAAGUUCCUAACUCCAUGCCCCCCCCUCCUCCUCCCCCUUUAACAACUCCAUCAACAUCUCAAUUCAUCCCUCCCCCUCCUUCUAAAUUUCAAUCUUUUCCAACUUCAACUCCUAAACAGUUGGCCAAUGAACUCAACGGCUCUCAAUCCAAAGAUAAAAAUCCUAAACAAGAGCAUCGAUCAACUCUUAAUUCAAUCGUUGAUAACAUCCAAACCAAACUCUCUUUCAUCGAGAAAUCAUUCGAAGAUUCUAACAUCUCAUCCGAUACAUCGAUGAGACAAAUCGAUGACAAAAAGAAUGACUGAAUUAAUUAUUAAAUUUUUAACCCUCCUCUGUCUCUUACUUUUGUUUUUAUUUUCUUAUCUAUUCUCCUUUUAUUAUUACUAUUAUAUUUCAAAUCAUUCAUCUAUUUUAAACUAUUUGAAAUUUUAUUCUUUAUCCUUCCUACUACCCAGCUUCGUUUUAACUACCUUUUUACCUAAAUUACUAAAAUUUCUAUUUAUACAUUUUGCUUUCAAAAUUAUUGAGUACCGUCUGGCACAUGGCAUAUCCAAUUCCAUAAUCAAAAUCCAUCUUUACACAUGGACAUGGAUUGGGAUAUGCAGUCGACCUGUGUGGGACCCUACUCUUUAACUCUACCUUCCCUUUCCUUUUUAAACCUUAUACAAUUAAAUUUAAACAAUGCAUAACAAUAUUACCGUCUUUCUCGCGUGCAUGGAGUAGCAUGCAUCUCCUUUACCCCUUCAGAGCCGCUAUGCUGCUCCAUGCCUCGCGUGAACGAACUUUAAAUCAUUGUUUUAUGCUAUUGUUUUCCCCCUUUAUCGUUUUAUCAAAAAUUCUUUAAUCCACAACAGAUUGAAUUUCCUCUCCGGUAUAUCCCCCCUCCUCUUUUUUUCUCUGUUCCUUUCAAUUAUUAAUUGUCUUCUAUCUAUAUUACUGUUUUUUCUCAUCUUAUUUUAAUCCCAACUGUGU